Messenger RNA from Triticum dicoccoides, 2853 nucleotides. Its product is annotated as beta-galactosidase 11-like. The transcript is spliced from 10 exons. Gene Ontology annotation, molecular function: carbohydrate binding; hydrolase activity, hydrolyzing O-glycosyl compounds. The record is from RefSeq and is a predicted model, not a curated record. NCBI's taxonomy places the organism in Eukaryota, Viridiplantae, Streptophyta, Magnoliopsida, Poales, Poaceae. Gene Ontology annotation, biological process: carbohydrate metabolic process. Bases 38 to 2641 code for a protein of 867 amino acids.
CUUGUGGCCCCUAGCUUCCACCCACGAUCCACCCACCAUGUCCCUCCUCCACGUCCGGCUCGCCGCCGCGGCGAUCGCCGUCGUCGCGCUCGUGGCCGGCGGGGACGCCUACCAGCUCACCAAACCAGGCACCGUCAUCUCCUACGACCGCCGCUCGCUCAUGGUGGAUGGACAGAGGGACCUCUUCUUCUCCGGCUCCAUCCACUAUCCACGUAGCCCUUUCCACGAGUGGCCCGACCUCAUCGCCAGGGCCAAGGAAGGCGGCAUCAACGUCAUCGAGUCCUACGUCUUCUGGAACGUCCAUGAACCCGAGAUGGGCGUGUACAACUUCGAGGGGAGGUACGACAUGAUCAAGUUCUUCAAGCUGAUCCAGGAGCAUGAGAUGUACGCCAUGGUCCGUAUCGGGCCCUUUGUCCAGGCGGAGUGGAACCAUGGAGGGCUGCCUUACUGGCUCCGGGAGGUCCCCGACAUCAUCUUCCGCACAGACAACGAGCCUUACAAGAAGCUCAUGCAGAAGUUUGUGACCCUCGUAGUGAACAAGCUCAAGGAUGCCAAGCUCUUCGCAUCACAAGGAGGCCCUAUCAUUCUAGCACAGAUCGAGAAUGAGUACCAGCACAUGGAAGCGGCGUUCAAAGAAAACGGCACCAGGUACAUCGAAUGGGCAGCUAAGAUGGCCAUUAGCACCGGCACCGGGGUGCCAUGGAUCAUGUGCAAGCAGAUUAAAGCUCCAGCGGACGUGAUUCCUACCUGCAACGGUAGGCACUGCGGAGAUACAUGGCCAGGUCCAGUUGACAAGAACAAACCCCUGUUAUGGACCGAGAACUGGACUGCUCAAUACAGAGUAUUCGGUGAUCCGCCGUCUCAGAGAUCUGCCGAGGACAUUGCGUUUGCCGUGGCACGGUUCUUCUCGGUGGGGGGCAGCAUGGUGAACUACUACAUGUACCACGGAGGAACAAAUUUUGGAAGAACGGGCGCCUCUUUCGUGAUGCCGAGAUACUACGACGAGGCGCCUCUGGACGAAUUCGGUAAAGCAGAGACAGACGAAUCCUCCCAAACUCUGAAUAUGCUUAACUAUGUUGAUUUAUGGAUGAACGGUUUGAUUGGUCCAGGGAUGUUCAAAGAGCCCAAGUGGGGCCAUCUGAGGGACCUGCACCAUGCUUUGAGGUUGUGCAAGAACGCUCUCCUCUUUGGGACCCCCUCCACGCAGCCAUUGGGCAAGCUCUACGAGGCGCGGCUGUUCGAGAUCCCGGAGCAGAAGGUGUGUGUGGCGUUCCUGUCCAACCACAACACCAAGGAGGACGGGACGGUGACGUUCCGCGGGCAGAAGUACUUCGUGCCCCGGCGGUCUGUCAGCAUCCUCGGCGACUGCAAGACGGUGGUGUUCAGCACGCAAUACGUGAACGCGCAGCACAACCAGCGCACCUUCCACUUCACGGACCAGACGGCGCAGAACAAUGUGUGGGAGAUGUACACGGAGGGGGACAAAGUGCCGACCUACAAGUUCAGCACCGACCGGAGCGAGAAGCCCCUCGAGGCCUACAACAUGACCAAGGAUAAGACCGACUACCUCUGGUACACCACCAGCUUCCAGCUGGACCCGGAGGACCUGCCGUCCAGGCUAGACAUCAAGCCGGUGCUGGAGGCGAGCAGCCAUGGGCACGCCAUGGUGGCGUUCGUCAACAAGAAGUUAGUCGGCUGCGGCCAUGGCACAAAGAUGAACAAGGCCUUCAGCCUGGAGAAGCCCAUCGAGGUCAAGGUCGGCAUCAACCACAUCUCCAUCCUGUCCAGCACGCUGGGGUUGCAGGACAGCGGCUCCUACCUGGAGCGCCGGCAGGCCGGGUUGCACUCGGUCACCAUCCAGGGCCUCAACACGGGGACGCUGGACCUGACCAGCAACGGGUGGGGACACAUCGUGGGCCUGGACGGCGAGCGCAAGCAGGCUUUCACGGACAAGGGCGGCGAGGUGCAGUGGAAACCGGCGGUGUUCGACCAGCCGCUCACGUGGUACCGGCGGCGCUUCGACAUGCCCACCGGGGAGGACCCCGUGGUGAUCGACAUGAACCCGAUGGGCAAGGGCAUCCUGUUCGUCAACGGCGAAGGGCUGGGGCGGUAUUGGAGCUCGUACAAGCACGCGCUGGGGCGGCCGUCGCAGUACCUGUACCACGUGCCGCGGUGCUUCCUGAAGCCGACGGGGAACGUGCUCACCGUCUUCGAGGAGGAAGGCGGGCGGCCGGACGCCAUCAUGAUCCUGACGGUGAAGCGCGACAACAUCUGCAGCUUCAUCUCGGAGACCAACCCCGGGCACGUGCGGUCGUGGGAGACCAAGGACAGCCAGCUGACGAUGGUGGCGGACGACCUGAAGCCGCGGGCGGUGCUGACGUGCCCGGAGAAGAAGUUGAUCCAGCAGGUGGUGUUCGCCAGCUACGGGAACCCGCUGGGGAUCUGCGGCAACUACACGGUGGGCAACUGCCACACGCCCAAGGCCAAGGAGAUUGUGGAGAAGGCGUGCGUGGGGAAGAGGAGCUGCGUGCUGGCCGUGUCGCACGAGGUGUACGGCGGGGACCUCAACUGCCCGGGCACCACGGCCACGCUGGCCGUGCAGGCAAAGUGCUCCAAGAGGCAGAGGACCGCCGAGCAAUAAGUAAGCUAAGCUCAGAUAUGUACUGCUAUGUAGAUCAUCUCAUCACCUUCACCUUUGCCGACCAUGGUCUUUUUCAUGCUGCUUGUUUGGGAUGCGUGCAUACGUGUUGUACUUUGUUGAUUCCUGUGACUUGUUCUAGCAGUAGAUGGAGCGCUGAGAUGAGAAGCAAGAUGGAUGGAAAUCAAUCGAUCCAUUUUUGAUUUGCUGAAUAA